AGCAGUUUCCUCCUCUAACUUCUCCUACAGUGGACGGCCAAAAUCUUAAAAUCCUAAAGAAAUAUUAUUAUUGUUUAGGGUCCCCACUCUCAAGUUUCGGUACUUUACUACUUUCAUAUAUAUUAUAAUAUAAUAUCAUCUUAUGAUGUAUAUUUAUUACUGGACUAUAUAAAAUACACUGAACAAUUCCAACUGAAAACAACACCACAAGCACACAGCGCCUGCGCCUUACGAGUUACGGCCUACAGUCAAUAGUCGAUCCACGCAUUGUCGAGACUCGAGAGGUUGUCGAUUGCCGGCGUUGUUGAGUUAACAUCACGGCAAACGUAAUCCGCACAAAAUACAGUAACAUAAUAUUACAUUUUUUUCGAUUGCCGGCGUUAAAUCGUAACUACACUCCCAAAAAUCACCGAAACCGGCAACUUCUUACGACAGCUAUUCAAUUCCAAUAACAGAUAUUGGUAUGUCGUCGAGAUACAGAGAUUCUGGCAAUCCAGAUUGUAAAAUAUAUGUCGGUGAUUUGGGAUCGUCAGCAUCGAAACAAGAUUUAGAGGAUUCUUUCUCAUAUUACGGACCAAUCCGUAAUGUUUGGGUAGCGAGAAACCCGCCCGGUUUUGCUUUUGUAGAAUUUGAAGACCCUCGAGAUGCUGAAGAUGCGGUCAGAGGAUUAGACGGCCGCAGCAUUUGUGGCAGACGAGUUAGAGUUGAGUUAUCCAAUGCUGGCUCUCGUAAAGGAUCAUACCGUGGUGGGCCACCACGUCGUGGACGCCCAUUUCAUCCAGAAGAUAAAUGUUAUGAAUGUGGAGACCGUGGACAUUACGCACGCGAUUGUCGUCGUUUUAAAGGAGGGCGACGCAGGUCAUAUACUCCAUCUCGUUCGCGUUCGCGAUCACGAUCACGUUCACGCUCCUACAGCCGUAGUCGCCAUUCUCGAUCAGUGUCAAAAUCUGGCUCACGAUCGCGUUCCAAGUCUGCUGUGUCCCGGCGCUCGGUUUCCAAAUCUAGAUCUCGCAGCCGAUAAGCUAAAUAGUUUUACGUUGUAUCAAAUCUUCUCUUUAGGACACGGACAUGAGUUUUAUUACUACAUUCACGCCGAUCAAAUACAGAAAACUUAACUGGAACGUAUCUACUAUACAAUAAUUAUUGACCUAGAUUUUGCAUUAUCUUAUAAAAAAAUGUUUUACUAUUUUUAUUUUAUUUUUUUGUUAGAAAUGUAAAAAAUUAAAAUAUCACACUUGAUUGGUUGAAUUAAUUUUUACCUAGUUAUUUUAUUUCAAGCAUGUAUAAAAAAAAAAAUCUUUUAUAAUAAGCUUCAUAAUUCAAAAGUCAACUUUUUUUCUCUUUUACAAUAUCAUUUUUUGUAAUUACUUAAUUGUAACUAGUGGUUAUUAUUAUAAUUCAUUAUAUUGUCUUUUAAAACGCAUUUGAUUGUUGAACGCAUUUAUUGUUUAUCUACACCAAAUCAUUGCGUAAAUAUUAGCACGUAGCACUUUCCGAUUUUGACAUAAAAUUAUAAUGAAAUAAAAGAGCCUUGCUAAAUA
Molecule: messenger RNA, 1541 nt
Organism: Adelges cooleyi (spruce gall adelgid)
Lineage: Eukaryota; Metazoa; Arthropoda; Insecta; Hemiptera; Adelgidae
Product: serine/arginine-rich splicing factor 7-like
Exons: 6
Coding region: 464-1021 (185 amino acids)
Biological process (GO): mRNA splicing, via spliceosome
Cellular component (GO): nuclear speck
Molecular function (GO): zinc ion binding; RNA binding
Source: RefSeq, a predicted model, not a curated record